UGCCUGUCAAACUCUUAAGCCUCGCGCAGCUGUCGUCAACACAACUGAGGAAGUACCGAGAAGCUAACGAGGCUAACGACUAACUAAGUGCUAAAACGGUGUUUGCUAACCAAAGCUACCGAGUUAACUAGCGCUGCGCUGGUCCUUGUUAGCUAAGUAACUGAACGUUAGGUCGGUUUUCGGUUGACGUGGACUGAGUGGGAACAAUGUUACAGAGGGAGUAGCCGUUGUUUGGCUAACUUCUGAGCUAGCAUGCUAAUGAUCAGCUGUUGUGGUCGGACACAUAGCGGGCUAACGAGCCGAACUGCAUAGCUGAGCAGCAGUCGCAGGUACCGGGCUCCAACGGCAGCAGAUUUCCGCAUCGCCGGUCGGAACACCGAGCAGCUCAGUUGUUUGAUGGCGACAGAUAAAGGUGUUCCGCCCUGACAGACUCGCCAGCGGUCAGUCAGUCAGUCAGCUGUUUGUCCGACAGGCGUCAACUCCGUGCGGGAUUGAUCCAGCAGAGAGGUGUAUAAUUCAAUCAACCGUUACUGCUUCAAGAUGCAUGACGCCUAUGAGCCGGUGCCUAUUUUGGAAAAGCUUCCUCUCCAGAUCGACUGUCUUGCGGCCUGGGAGGACUGGCUGCUUGUUGGAACAAAGCCAGGGCAUCUCCUCCUCUACCGAAUAAAGAAGGACCCAGGCUCCAACCGGUUUGAAGUGACUCUGGAAAAAUCCAACAAGAACUUCUCAAAGAAGAUUCAGCAGCUUUAUGUCGUCUCACAGUACAAAAUUCUGGUCAGUCUUCUGGAGAACAACAUCCACGUCCAUGACCUCCUCACCUUCCAGCAGAUCACAGUGGUGUCCAAAGCCAAAGGGGCCACACUGUUUGCAUGUGACCUGCAGCAAACCAGCUCGGGGGAGGAGAGGCUGAGAAUGUGUGUCGCAGUGAAGAAGAAACUCCAGCUGUAUUAUUGGAAGGACAGAGAGUUCCAUGAACUGCAGGGAGACUUUGGCGCACCAGAUAUUCCAAAGUCCAUGGCCUGGUGUGAGAACUCCAUAUGUGUCGGUUUCAAACGAGACUAUUACCUCAUCCGGAUGGAUGGUCGUGGCUCCAUCAAGGAGCUCUUCCCUACUGGGAAACAGUUGGAGCCUCUGGUUGCUCCACUGGCUGAUGGGAAGGUGGCUGUUGGGCAGGAUGACCUAACUGUGGUGCUCAACGAAGAGGGCGUCUGCACCCAGAAGUGUGCCCUGAACUGGACAGAUAUCCCCAUCGCCAUGGAGCACCAGCCUCCCUACAUCAUAGCGGUUCUGCCUCGCUACGUGGAGAUCCGGACGUUCGAGCCGAGGCUGCUGGUGCAGAGCGUGGAGCUGCAGAGACCACGAUUCAUCACCUCAGCAGGGCCAAAUAUUGUGUAUGUUGCCAGCAACCACUUCGUGUGGCGCCUGGUUCCUGUGUCGAUAGCCAGCCAGAUCCGACAGCUUCUUCAGGACAAGCAGUUUGAACUGGCUCUUCAGCUGGCGAAGAUGAAGGAUGAUUCAGAUGGCGAUAAGAAGCAGCAGAUACAUCACAUCCAGAAUCUCUAUGCCUUCAACCUGUUUUGCCAGAAGAGAUUUGAUGACUCCAUGCAGGUGUUUGCCAAACUUGGCACAGAUCCCACACAUGUGAUUGGACUCUACCCAGACCUGCUCCCAUCAGACUAUCGCAAACAGCUGCACUACCCAAACCCUCUGCCUACUCUGUCUGGGGCAGAGCUGGAAAAGGCUCAUCUUGCUCUUAUUGAUUACCUCACCCAGAAACGAAGCCACCUUGUGAAACAGCUGAAUGACUCUGAUCCUUCUACAACAUCUCCACUCAUGGAGGGAACACCAACCAUCAAAAGCCGCAAAAAACUGCUGCAGAUCAUUGAUACCACCUUGCUGAAAUGUUACCUGCACACCAACGUGGCCCUCGUGUCCCCCCUCCUUCGUCUGGAAAACAACCACUGCCACAUCGAGGAGAGCGAGUACGUCCUGAAGAAGGCUCACAAAUACAGCGAGCUCAUUAUUCUCUAUGAAAAGAAGGGCCUGCACCAGAAAGCUCUGCAGGUGCUGCUCGAUCAGUCCACCAAGGCCAACUCUCCUCUGAAGGGCCACGAGCGAACUGUGCAGUACCUCCAAAGACUGGGAGUGGAGAAUCUGGGUAUAAUCUUUGAGUUUUCUCCCUGGGUGCUGAAGAUCUGUCCUGAAGAUGGCCUGAAGAUCUUUACUGAAGACUUAACAGAGGUGGAGACUUUGCCCAGAGACAAGGUGUUGCAAUUCCUGAAGGAGGGCUUUGAGGAACUCGCCAUCCCGUAUUUGGAGCACAUCAUUUACAUCUGGGACGAGAAGGGCCCCGAGUUUCACAACGUGCUCAUCCAGCUGUACCUGGGGAGAGUUCAAGGCCUCAUGAAACAGUAUCUCAACUCACUGCCAGAAGGGAUUCCAGCUGUUGCUGCGGGGCAGGAGAAAGGUGAACUGGGAGAGUUCAGGAACAAGCUCCUGUCUUUCCUGGAUAUUUCUACCAGCUAUGAACCCUCCAGACUCAUCAGCGACUUUCCCUUUGAUGGUCUGCUGGAGGAACGAGCUCUGCUGCUGGGCCGGAUGGGCAAACACGAACAGGCGCUCUUCAUCUACGUCCACAUCCUGAAAGACACCCGCAUGGCUGAAGAUUACUGUCACCGGCAUUACAACAGCUCAGUGGAAGGAAAUAAAGAUGUGUAUCUGUCUCUGCUGCGAAUGUACCUGUCACCUCCUGACGUCCACUGCCUGGGGCCCAUCAAGAUGGAGCUGUCAGAGCCUCAGGCCAACCUCCAGGCAGCCCUGCAGGUCCUGGAGCUGCACCACAGCAAACUCAACACCACCAAGGCCAUCAACCUGCUGCCAGCAAACACUCAGAUCCGAGAGAUCCGGGUUUUCCUGGAGAGCGUCCUGGAGGAGAAGGCUCAGAGGAAACGCUGCAACCAGGUGCUGAAGAGUCUGCUGCAGGCCGAGUUCCUCAGGGUGCAGGAGGAACGAAUCUUCCACCAGCAGGUGAAAUGUGUCAUCACAGAAGAAAAGACCUGCAGAGUCUGCAAGAAGAAGAUAGGAAACAGUGCGUUCGCCAGGUAUCCCAACGGCGUGGUGGUGCAUUACUUCUGCUGCAAAGACCGGAACGUGUGUCCCACCGAGCAGUAACGUCCUCCUGACUGGGACUUUGAAGGAGAAAAACAUGAGGUUUGCUCAGAAACCAGAGCAGCUCGAAAAGGAUGUUUUUUUUAAGAACUACAACCUCCUCCCGAAAGCAAAAAAACUCUUCUCUGCAUGAAGCAACAGGGGGAAUGUCCGCUCGACAGGUGGGGAGGGGAUGAAGACAAAAAAAAAAGAGGGGCUCUGACAUUUGGAAAGCAUGUGUCGCUGUAACGCUAGAGGAGGAUUCGUUGCCCCGAAAACAAAACGAGCGCUGUCCACAGGAGUUAGCGCCCGGCGGGAGGUGAUUACGAGUCUCGGUCAACGGUCGUCUUUCUGUUUUUCCCCUCCUGUGACACUGUGUAGGCCUCAAACAAAGCUCGAUACGCCAUAUAGACUCUGCAGGAGUUCUGUUAAAUGCCUUCUGUGACUCUGAAGAUUGUACUUACAGUGAAGUUUCUCUUUUUGUUUUUGUUGUUGCUGGUACUGAUGAAAACAAGCUUUUUUUUGGGUCUUACAGCAUGUUUUUGAUGCAGCUCCUCCAGUUAACAUUAGUCACAGCUGUGUUCUUUUUCCUCAUUUAUUGUUUGUACAUCAUCACCAGACUACAUCCACUCUUUUAAUGCUAUUUUUUUUGUGUGUUUUUUUUUCUGUUUUUUUUUUCUCUAUGAAGCAGAAUUAAUGCAACACCGUGUGAAGAUUAAUCUGCAAAUUCCUCUAUUUCGGAUCAUCCUGAUUUGUUGAUAAAUGCAUUUAAGGAGAUAAUCAACAGCUGUUUUGAUAUUUAAUUAACUUUAUCUGUCAUUUUUGAAGCAAAACAAUCAAUUUAAACCAGAUCCAGCUCCUUAGAUAUGGCACUAAAUGGAAUAUCUUCAGCUUUUGGACUAUUGAUUGGUCAAAAAAACGCAAAUUUUAAAGGUCAGUGUGGUCUCAGAGAAAUCACAGGUGACUUUUUAAUGAUUAAUGAAUGAGUCUGAAUAAUUAGCAGCUAUUUUACUUUGUUUUUUCAAUUAAAACUGACAUAGUUCACCAGAUUGAGCUCCUUUUGUGUCACUAAACUGCAUAUCUUUGGUGUUUGGACUAGUGAUUGGCCAUAAAAAGCUAAUUUAAAAGGUCAGUGUGGUCUCAGAGUAAUAGAAAGUUACUUUUCAAUUAUUAAUUAAUGAAUUGGUCUGAAUAAUUAGCAGCUGUUUUACUUUUUUUUCCCCAAUUAAAAUUGACAAAUUUCACCAGAUCCAGCUUCUUUUUUGCCACUAGACUGAAUAUCUUUGGCUUUUGGACUAUUGAUUGGUCAAAAAAUGCAAAUUUAACAGGUCAGCGUGGUGGCUUGUGUUGCUUUUUAAUGAUUGAUUAAUUAGUCUGAAUAAUUAGCAGCUAUUUUACUUUUUUUUUCCAAUUAAAACUGACAAAAUUCACCAGAUCCAGCUUCUUUUGUGCCACUAAACUGCAUAUCUUUGGCAUUUGGACUAUUGAUUAGCCAUAAAAAGCUAAUUUAAGAGGUAAAUGUGGGCUCAGAGGAAGUGCAAGUGGCUUUUUUCACAUUAUUUUUUUAACAUUUUGUCGACUUAAUAGGUACAAAUAAACAUCAGAUGCCCUUGCUCUCUGUGGAAAUGGAGAUGACUCAGACUUGGCUGUUGACUAAUUGAGGCGAAAGUGCAUUUAGUUGCUUACAAUGUCACUUUUUAUUAUUUAAAAGAAGGUAUUAUUUUGUUAUUUCAUCUUUAAAAGUUACCCAGUCUCGCUCUGAGACAGAUCACAGAAGUACAGCACUUUACGAGUGGAUCAUCGUCCUGUUUAUUUAUUGUCGAAUCACACAUCUGCGUGAGAGAACUGGAAGUAAUAUGAACGACUAAGAGAGGUUUGAUCAAUUUCUGCAUUUUAACGGCAAUAUUGUUAUGAAACGUGUCUGUUUACUGUUCAUCUGGGAGGUAAUUAAAGCAGCAGGACUCUGAAGUUUAUCAAAAAUUGAGAAGGAUUUUAGUUCUGCUGAGUGAAAUCUGUCUAAACGCAUCUGGAGAACACGUUAAAUUCACCUUUUUCCUGCCAUCUGUAGCAUCCUCUGCGUCUCCUGCUCCUCUAAAUAUCGCCUCUUCCUCCACAUUUAGAGGUUUUGCACACGUCCUCUGCUAAGACUGUUUCAGAUUUGUACCACUUGUGUGUUUACUGUACAGAGAUUGAGAGUGUUAGCGAUGAAUUUAUCACUGAGGUUUGUGUGACUGUGAAGGGCGACUCAGCAUCUGUGUGUCUGGCUGUAAUCGGUAAUAAACAAGCAUUUCCACUCA
Molecule: messenger RNA, 5444 nt
Organism: Amphiprion ocellaris (clown anemonefish)
Lineage: Eukaryota; Metazoa; Chordata; Actinopteri; Pomacentridae
Gene: vps39
Product: VPS39 subunit of HOPS complex
Exons: 24
Coding region: 541-3171 (876 amino acids)
Biological process (GO): endosomal vesicle fusion; vesicle-mediated transport; intracellular protein transport
Cellular component (GO): membrane; cytoplasm
Molecular function (GO): protein binding
Source: RefSeq, a predicted model, not a curated record